UAUGAAAAGAAAGUGGACAUGAAUUUAAGAGAUUAUGAUGGACGUACUGCCUUGCACCUUGCAGCUGCCAACGGACAUGUGGAAGCUGUUGAAUUUCUUGUCAACGAGGCAAAGGUUACUGCUGCAAUACCAGACAGAGAAAACCGACUUCCAAUAGACGAUGGGACUGAAAAAGUAAAAAUGAUUUUGGAGGAUUGUAAGAACAAUACAGUGCAAAAGACUAAGCUAACACCAAAAGAGGAAACAUUGACAAUUCUAAUGACAGCUGCUUCAAAGGGAAAUUUACAUAAACUUGAUGACUUUAAGUAUAAAUAUUUCAAAAUGGACAGUGGUGAUUAUCUUAAAGAUACACCUCUACAUGUUGCUGCUGCUAAAGGAAAGAUAAAGGAUGUCAAGUAUCUCUUAAAUGAAAGACAAGUCUCACCAUUUGCUCGAAACAGCUUUUUGAAAAUGCCGGUAGAUUUACUGAAUGAGAAAAUAAACUUUUGGCAUCAAAAAGGAAAUACAUUACGCAAAAAGGAAUUUGAAGAAGUAAAAGAAGUACUGCAAAAGGCAAUGGAUGAAGCCUCUAAUGAAGAUAUAGAUAUAGAGGAAGACAAAAACUUCAUCAAACAUUCAGAUGAAGAAAGGAUAUUUCUAUUUCUUAAUAGAGCCUGUAAAGGUGAUUUAAAGACAAUUCGCAGGUACUUAAAGACAGACCCAACACUUUGUAAUAAAACUGACUAUGAUAAAAGAUCAGCAUUACAUAUGGCAGUAGCAGAGGGACAUAUUCACUUGCUUAAGUUUCUUCUGAAUCAAAACAUCAUGAAUAAGGAUGUGGAAGACAGAUGGAAAUGUACACCUUACGAUGAGGCAGUGAAUAGGAAAGAUAAUGACAUGAUUGAGCUGUUGAAAAAGUAAUUUCCUCAAUCUAUUGUAUAUGAAGUUAUUGACAUUUCUGUUACAUGUCAUCUAAAUGUUGCCUCACUGAACUGUCACAUGAUAAAUGACAGCAUAUUUUGCCAUGCAUUUAUUGUAAACAAUUUUAAGGAUAUAUGCAACUGCAUAGAGUGAAUCAGAAAAAUACACUUACUUUAAAUGCAAUAAGAAGGAUCAGUACAGGGUUUUUUUUCACACAAAGAAAAUAAGGCAUUUUUUUUAUUACACUACUACUACUUAUAAAUACUGCAGAUGAAAUAACAAGAAAUGUUUGUCUGUUUCACUCAUGAAUUAAAAAAUGUUUUAAACAAUUUUGUACACAAUUAUAAUUUAGCAAAGAAAAAAGUUUCAAAAAGGUAUAGUUCAUAGUCUUAUUCAGGAACUAUCUGUGUUAUAAUAUUUUUUUAACUAAAGUCAGCCACUCUCACAAACAGUGUUUCAUAAGAAAAAAUUUCUAUUGUACAUUAUUAACAGUGAAUGAAUUUUGAUCCAUUCAAUAGUGCUCUUACUUAAGUAAAAAUUGGACCAACAAUGUUGGAUUUUUUUUUAAAUAGAUAUUUCCAAUAUGUGUACAAUGUUGGAUAAAUGUUGUUGUAUUAUUGAAGUGCAAGUGAGGUCUUUGUUCAGUGUUGUGUUGGACAGACGCUUCAAAAGACUAGUCACUUUUCUAUUGUAUUUUACAAAGAGUGACAUCAUUUUAUGCAUGUUACUAAGUCUGUCAAUUUAUAGAUGUUAGCAAUGAUUUUAUUUUUGCUU
This is a messenger RNA of Mytilus trossulus (common blue mussel), 1674 nucleotides long. RefSeq lists its product as uncharacterized. The coding region runs from base 19 to 900 and encodes 293 amino acids. The transcript has 8 exons. Gene Ontology annotation, molecular function: glutaminase activity; protein binding. The record is from RefSeq and is a predicted model, not a curated record. NCBI's taxonomy places the organism in Eukaryota, Metazoa, Mollusca, Bivalvia, Mytilida, Mytilidae. Gene Ontology annotation, biological process: L-glutamine catabolic process.